AUGCCUCCAAGAUUUUCCAGAGACGGCAUCGUACCUCGUGAUGUUCAUCGAUGCCGAUCAGCACCUCUUCUCGCCCUCCCUCAUGAGCUCCUGCGACUUAUCAUUGUGUACGUGUGUUGCAAAGGUGAGGUGCACAACCUUGGUAGCGUCGUUCGCAUCUGCAGGCAUCUGCGCGACAUAGCACUCGACCUCUCGGAGCUCUGGACAACGAUCUCGCUCACGUACAACAACCGCACCACCUGGAUGGGGGCUCGAAACUUCAUCAUACGCUCUCAGCCUCUGAAGCUCGAGCUGAUCAUCGACGCCACACACGCUCCCCCUCCGCACCACAGAACGCUCAGCUUCGUAGUCUUCAUGGAGGCUCUUAAGCGCCUCCUCCGCGACGAGGCGCACCGCGUGCGCAGCAUCGACAUGGUCUUCGGCGACACGCUCUGGGCGGACCUCUUCGGGCCCGGACCCGAGCCCCUUCUCGGAGAACCCAUGCCCGCGCUCGAGGCGCUCACGCUCGCGCUCCGCCCCUGCAGCGCGUUCGACUCCGACUGUGUGAUACCGAACACGUUCCUCGCGGGGCGCGCGCCGGCGCUGCGCCGGCUCGCGCUCAAUCUGAAUCUCUCGCUGGUGUGGGCGACGACGCCGAUUGUGGGCGGGCAGCUGAGGCAGCUGAGGCUCGGGAAUCUUGUUAGUGAUCCGGCGGAUAACGCGUGUCCUGCUGCGUUGGACGUGCUGUUGGCGCUUGGGAGGACGCCGGAUCUGGAGGAGCUGUAUAUCAGCGAUGUCUUGCCGCGCGAAGGGGAUGAGCUUCUUCCGUUCUAUGAUCACGAUACCACGGCGGACGACGUGCCCGGGAUUACUCUGGUUAGACUCGAGAAGCUCAGGUCUCUGGUUCUUGAGGGUCAUUUUCUGGACUAUGCGUGCUUGGUGCGGUACAUCGGACUCGGCUGCUCUGCUAGGACGCAGAUCAGGAUAUGGACGUGGGCGCCAGAGGCGGAGCACCCGGCGGACUGCGCCCUACUGCCGCUGUCGAUCUGGGAGCAUGUAACUCGGGCGCAUCAUGGUGAACAGGGCCUGACUCUGGACGUCGACGUUGAUGAGCCGGAUAUUGAUUGGGAGAGUUUGGACGAUUACCAGUAUGUCGAGGUCGCAUGGAGGGCGCACUACCUUGGAUUCAAGGUUUACGGCAGCUUCGACACUGGCGACACAGGUGAAGAUUCUUCGGAUGAAUAUCCGCUCUGGUCCAGAUACGACGUGGAAGCCCCCAAAAAUGACUUGCACCUGCACAGUCGGUUCUCUUUGGACUGCCAUGGCGAGCACGAUCAUCUCAGUGCAACCUUCACCUCCCUCGUCGGAACCAGCACGCUGACUGCGAUCGACACGCUGAGGAUAAACCUUGUCAUUUGGGACACGAACUACUCCUGGAGUGAACUGCUCGCCGCUCUCCCGGGCGUACGACGACUGGCUAUCGAUGUGGACCCUGCGAGUCUCAGAGCUAUCGUCGGCGAGCUGGCGCCUCGCGUUUCGGGAGUCGUAUCAUCUUGUCUGCUGCCUAAUCUGACUGACUUGCACAUACGGUGGCCGGCCGAUGAUGAGCUCAACGACGCUGGUUUUACUAUUACCACCUUCUUCAAAGAAGUUGGGGAUAUUCUGGCAGCGCGAGAUGAGUUGGGCUCGCAUUGUCAUGUGGUGGUCGAACUUGAGCCUGAUCAAGCGUCGGGGCUAGGUGAUGAAUAUCGAUGA
This is a messenger RNA of Coniophora puteana RWD-64-598 SS2, 1734 nucleotides long. RefSeq lists its product as uncharacterized. Lineage: Eukaryota; Fungi; Basidiomycota; Agaricomycetes; Boletales; Coniophoraceae. Bases 1 to 1734 code for a protein of 577 amino acids. Gene Ontology annotation, molecular function: protein binding. The transcript has a single exon. The record is from RefSeq and is a predicted model, not a curated record.